Molecule: messenger RNA, 1859 nt
Organism: Saccoglossus kowalevskii
Lineage: Eukaryota; Metazoa; Hemichordata; Enteropneusta; Harrimaniidae
Product: cystatin-like
Cellular component (GO): vesicle; cytoplasm
Molecular function (GO): cysteine-type endopeptidase inhibitor activity
Source: RefSeq, a predicted model, not a curated record
CAUUCUGUAAACAACAUGGCUUCCUUCUACGACGGCAAAAUGUUGGUGUCGCUCGCUUUAUUCGCCCUUAUUACGUUAUCACGAGGGAAAUUGCUAGGAGCACCGGAAGAUAUUGGUCUCAACGACGAUCGCGUCCAGGACGCUGCAGAAUUUGCUGUGGAUGAAUGGAAUAAGAUGUCGAAUGCAAUGUAUUUGAGUCAGUUGGUGGAAGUCCUGUCAGCCAAACAACAGGUUGUACAUGGAUAUAAUUACAUAAUGACAAUUGAGAUUGGACCAACAACUUGUCGCAAUGAGCCAGAUAUAGAUGUGACUCAGUGUAAGCUGGAUAAAACACAACAGCACUCAAUCUGUGAAGUGACCGUUAACGUCUUGCAGGACAAACCAGAGAAUGAACCCACCAUGACCUUUGCACAACGUAAGCCGAUGUGUACAACUGUAGAAAAGUUAAUAGGAGAUUGAUCUGUAAACUACAGUGACUUAUCACAAGGUCAUUGAGGUCAUCUCCAUGACAGCGAUAAGUAGUCAAGUAUAAUAAAAUUUAUUUAGUCUAUACAAGAGUUAUAAAGUGUUUGACCCUUCACCUCCUGUGUAAAGUUUGACCCCCACCUUCUAUCUCAACAUUAACCCUUUAUUUUACAAUAGUCCAUUUGUUAAAUGUGAUAAAUAAUGAAAAAUCAUAUUUUCAACUUCUAUGUUGCAGAUUUCAUUUCAUGAAAAAUUCUCCAAUUUUUUUUGUGGAUGAAUUUCAUUUUACCAAAAACAGAAGAAAUUAAAGCAGUUGAGUUUCAGGAAAAUAAAAUUUACUUAAAAGUUGUAAACCACUACUAAGUAUGUGACCGUAUUGUGGCUGUUUUUUGAUGCAUUAGUUCUAUAAAGGUAGCUGAACUGUUUUUAUUAUAUUACAUGUUAAUUACAAUUUAAGUGUACCUUAGAAAAUGGUGCUACUGAGUUUUCCCUUUGUACUGGUGACUCAAAUCUACAUCCUGGGGAUGGCUGGUAUCCUAGUAGUCUGAUAUUACUACUUUGAAUGCCAACAUCAAAAUUUUUCAUCUUUCACAAAAACAUUAAAUAUUUCACCGAGAACCACAUUGGGCGACACAUAUCAAUGUAUUUCACUGAAAACCACAUUGGGUAGACACAUAUCAAUGUAUUUCACUGAAAACCACAUUGGGUAGACACAUGUCAAUGCAUUUCACUGACAACCACAUUGGGUGGACACAUGUCAAUGCAUUUCACUGAAAACCACAUUGGGUGGACACAUGUCAAUGCAUUUCACUGAAAACCACAUUGGGUAGACACAUAUCAAUGCAUUUCACUGAAAACCACAUUGGGUAGACACAUGUCAAUGCAUUUCACUGAAAACCACAUUGGGUGGACACUUGUCCAUGUAUUCCACUGUUUUCUUAUAAAUGCAUGCAAUUCAUAGAGGAAAUCUUGUUAUAACUGGAUUUUAUUUUUACCAAUUUACUCCUUCAGUGGUAACCCGUUAAUUGUUAACAUAAAUUCAUCCUGUUAUUGAAGUAUUCUACAGUAAGGAACUAAUAGUUGUGUUCAAACAUUUUAAACUAAUCACUCAAAUGUAUAAACCUAACGCCUUGGAAUGGCUGUAUUAUAAAGAGAUGCAUGCUUAUGUGCCGUACAAUUAUUCAGUUUACAUACAUUGUUCUUAGACUGUAUUUAAAUCUGAUAUGAUUGUUAUUACAUGUGUCUCCUUAUUUACAUACUUCAGUGUCUUGAGAAGUUGGCUUUAAAAAAUAUGUAUUUACCAUUGCAUUUAUGUUAACCUUUUUAAAGAACCAGUUUAAUGUUCAAUUUUAGAAAUUAAAUAAAUGCAAUAUUAUUAUGGUAUUAAAAUGUCA